AGUUAUAAAUGGAGUCUCAUGAGUCGUAAUGUACAGGUUACGACAGCAAAUUUUUGCUCUCACAUACCGUUUCCAAUUUCGCAAUCUAAAACCCUCCCAAAAAGCAAUUGAGGAGAAGUGAACAAAACUGAUAGCCAGAAGUGUCUGUGUAGCAAGAGCACGGCGGUCACCAUGGCGCAAGAUAACAAUAAGAGGAAGAAACCAAAUAUACUGAUAACUGGGACUCCCGGAACAGGUAAAACGACGACGUCCUCUGCUCUGGCUGAGGCAACGCAGCUCCGCCACAUAAAUAUCGGAGAUUUGGUCAAAGAGAAGAACUUGCACGACGGCUGGGACGACCAAUUCGAAUGCCACGUCAUCAAUGAGGACCUGGUAUGUGAUGAGCUUGAGGAUAUAAUGGAAGAAGGUGGAAACAUAGUGGACUAUCAUGGUUGUGAUUUCUUUCCAGAACGGUGGUUUGAUCGUGUUGCAGUGCUUCAAACUGACAAUUCUGUGCUAUAUGAUCGCCUGAAUAAGAGGGGGUACUCACAAAACAAGAUUUCGAACAAUAUUGAAUGUGAAAUUUUCCAAGUUCUGUUAGAAGAGGCAAAAGAAAGUUAUCCGGAAGAUAUUGUUUUAGCAUUAAGGAGUGAUUCUAUUGAGGACAUCAGUAGAAAUGUUGCUACUUUGACAGACUGGGUGAGGAAUUGGCAACCUGUAUCGUAAUUGAACUAUUUCGAAUGUCCUGUUUAUUAUGUUCUUUCUCUGGUGCAAGUGGCUAUUGAGGUAUUCAGCUCUUUCUUUAGCAGGAUUUUGAUAUAUGUAUCUUGGUUUUCUUAUGCUGCUUGGAAGCAAGUCAGAAUUGUUAAAUUUUGAACAUUUGCAUUUUCUUUUACAUAGAUUUUGGAACAAAUCCAUGUGAAAUUCAUUUCAUUAAAAAAUUAAUUUAUAUAUGAGUUUUCAUGUUUGGAUCAACCAUA
Jatropha curcas is the source of this 959-nucleotide messenger RNA. RefSeq names its product P-loop containing nucleoside triphosphate hydrolases superfamily protein (gene AAK6). Gene Ontology annotation, molecular function: AMP kinase activity; ATP hydrolysis activity; ATP binding. The record is from RefSeq and is a predicted model, not a curated record. Lineage: Eukaryota; Viridiplantae; Streptophyta; Magnoliopsida; Malpighiales; Euphorbiaceae. Gene Ontology annotation, cellular component: nucleus; cytoplasm.